This is a messenger RNA of Hevea brasiliensis (rubber tree), 1069 nucleotides long. RefSeq names its product protein SRC2 homolog. The record is from RefSeq and is a predicted model, not a curated record. Bases 152 to 958 code for a protein of 268 amino acids. NCBI's taxonomy places the organism in Eukaryota, Viridiplantae, Streptophyta, Magnoliopsida, Malpighiales, Euphorbiaceae. Gene Ontology annotation, biological process: defense response. The transcript has a single exon.
AUGGGGUCCUCAGUCUCAGUCAAACCGUGGCUUGUACGCCGAGACUUCGUUGGUUUAAGCCUUCGGGCUUUAUACGUCUGAUUUUGCUCGGUGCCUAAUGCCUGAAUCAGAAGAGAAUCAAAGAGAGAGCAACUGAUAUUAUUAAAAUAUCAUGGAGUGGGUUUCUCUGGAACUCAAACUAAUUUCUUGCAGAGGUUUGAAAGCCUUCAAUUUCUUUCAUAAGCUAUCGGUCUAUGCAGUGGUCUCCAUUUCUAAUGAUGAUUUCAAGGGGAAGAACCAGCAGCAACAAUGUCUCCAGCGUCAAAAGACCCCAGUUGACGGAGAAGGUGGCGGAAAACCCGAAUGGAAUCACAUGAUGCAUUUUGAUCUCAAAUCCAUCUCCCUCCCUGAUCAGGGCGAUCAUCUAUUUCUCGUUUUCAAAUUACGCUGCGCAGGUGUAAUCUAUGGCAAAAGAUCUAUUGGGGAAGUUCGCGUUCCAUUCAAGGACUUGAUUGAUGAGUUCAACGGCACUAUCAGGUUUGUGAGUUAUCAGGUUCGAACGAGUGAAGGUAAGCCUAAUGGAGUCUUGAAUUUUUCCUAUAAGGUGAAAGGGAAGGCUGAGAAGAAAGGAGAUGCUUCUCCGACUCCGAGAUUAGUUUUCCCAGCUAGAACUAAAAUUCAUUUGUCUCCAGAGAAAGUCCAUUGCCCACCAUUGCAAGCUCAAGUUCGGUCGCAAGACAAGUGCUUAUAUCCUUCCCUGGAUGACAUCCGCUCUCCUCUACCAGAAAUCAGCGGUCCUUCUCCACAAUCUUAUAUUAUGCCUCCAUCGCCAUUUCCAUUCCAACUGCCCGCUUUCACAGUAGGUCAUGGUCCCUGUCCAUCGCCAUUGGUACAGAUUCCAGGGUCACAUUGGUACUCAACAGAGACAGCCAGUUAUGGUUACGGUCCGCAUGGGGCGUUUAGGGAAGGUUGGUUUUGACGCUUGGAAGUAAAUAUAGUGAUAGUGAGUGGUUGUAUUGCAGCUUCCUGCCUUGUCUUUGUUAACAUUAAUAGCAUUACUUAGUCUAUGUAAGAUAAUAUUAGCCUUCUA